Messenger RNA from Colletes gigas, 1686 nucleotides. It is a transcript of the gene Phax, whose product is annotated as phosphorylated adapter RNA export protein. The transcript has 4 exons. NCBI's taxonomy places the organism in Eukaryota, Metazoa, Arthropoda, Insecta, Hymenoptera, Colletidae. Bases 132 to 1340 code for a protein of 402 amino acids. Gene Ontology annotation, cellular component: nucleus. The record is from RefSeq and is a predicted model, not a curated record. Gene Ontology annotation, biological process: snRNA export from nucleus.
UGGAGCCGUGGGAUAAACUAACAUUAAAAUAGGAGUAGUCGAAAGAAGUAGUCGUUCAGAGUUAUUUGGUGAUUGUAAUUCCAUUCGGUAAUUACUCGUUGAAGAAAUUGUCAUUUUUUAAAAAGAAAAAUAUGGAAGCAGAACCGUUAGAACUCGAAGAAGGCGAAGUUAUAGACGACGAGACAAGCGACAUUGAAACGUACAAUGUUUUGGAAAGACCUCACGCAACUUCCAAUAUAGAGGAACAUGUCAAAAUGGGCUACAGUGAUGAAUCUGACGAUUCUGUGGACUCUGAAAGUGAUUCUGAUUCAGAUUCUGGCCGUAUUACCAAGAAAAGACCUAAAUUGAAACUAAAACCAUCUAGACGAUCUGCCAAAAACUGGGGAGACAGAAGCGAUAAAUACAAAAUAUGGUGUACUCAGAUACAAGAGGAUUCUUUAACGGAAGAUUUAGUAUUGUGCGGUGUUACAAAAAAACGAUAUCAAGAACGUAAUGUCGAGAAUUACAAUGUUCCACGCCAUUAUUCUGUAAACGGUGAAUGGAAUAUGGAAAAUCGUAAUAAUAACAGUUCCGAAGAUGAAAAAGAUGCUGAUUGCAGAUUAACCAAUAAAAGAACAAAUUCUGACAGAAGUAAUAUUAAAUUAAGAUUAGGAAAAAGACGUAAUUCAAUGGACGUAGAUAAUCAAAAAGGAACGGUACGAAAAAUAGCGGAUUUAAGUGCAACGAUUGAAUCGACUGAUGCGGACGUAGCUACCGAUAUAACAUCAAAACUUAACGAGAAAAAGGAUAUUCUUAUAAGGCGAAUUGUAGAUAUAAUUGGCAAAGAAAAGGCUAUCGAUUUCUUUCAAGAAACAAAGAAGAUCGAAGAAAGAGGCGGUAUGUUGAUAAUGAACGGAUCACGAAGAAGAACUGCAGGUGGUGUUUAUUUAUGGUUAGUAAAAAAUGACAAACAUAUUCCUCAAGAAAAAAUAAGAGAAAUUUUUUACUAUGAUAAAAAAGAAAAUGCGGAUCAAAAAAAAUCUGAUGCUACCGCGAGAAGGCAAAAGGCACAAGAACUAAUAAAAUGUCUAGAAAAUGGUUCGGAAAAAGAUCUUCCUGCUCUAUUAACAAAAGCAGAACUUUCUACAAGAGAAAUAGCUGAAGAAGCGAGAUUAAGACGUGGGGAAGGCAUGGAUAGAAUGCCUAUGGAUUCUGAUCGUACAGUGACUAAUCCACCACCUAGUCCUGUAACGGAUGAUCCAGAUCAUUCGGAACAUCCGCUUGUACAAAGGCAUGUUCAAAACUAUGAAGAAGACUUUCUUGAUAUCGGAGUUGAUAUAGACAGUAUGGAAGUACUUUAAAAUAUUUUUAUUUCAUUGUUUCUUUGUAAAAUGUAUUGCACAGAUAAUUUGUACAAAGAACAGUUCUAAUUUUUGCAAGAAUAUGCAUAUAGAUGCAUAUGGAUGUAUAUAUGAUGUUACGAUAUUAUAUACAUAAUCUAGUGACAUGAUAUAUAUGUGUGUAUGUAUAUACAUACAUACAUACAUACAUACAUACAUUAUGAUGAAUACAAUUUACAUAAUUUGUACGUUUGCUUACCAUACAUACAAUUGAAACUAUCGGAUAUAAUCAAAUAACGAUUAAUCCAAAUCUACAGCAACGACGUUCCAUAUUGUGAUAAUAUAAUUUAUCAAGUGUAUAUAUUAU